AUGGGACAGGAGGGCCUAGCAUACUCUGCGCAUCGAUGCAGGCCCCUGCUGACUCUGGCUGCCAGUCUCCUGCUCACCUGUGGACCAGCAUCAACAUUACAAGAACCACGUAGUUCUGGAUUUAUGACUACAAGGCUCAAAACAACACCCAAGACAAGCAGGAGAAUGUUGGACACAAGCACAACAACAGUGACCACUUCAGCUUUACAUUGGAGAAGCAGCAUUCCUUCAAACUUGGCCUCUCUAAAAGGCACAAGAAUCUCACAGAAAACAGUGAGCAGCAUGGAAGUCACCAGCUCUGCUCCCCAUAUAUCAUUUGAAUCAGUUGUACCCAAAGACACACUAUCCACGUUGAUACCCAAAACCACAGGGAAGAGCUAUGUUUCUGCUUCGACGAAUACAUCUAAUUCUACAAAGACUAACACACAUACUGUGAGUGAGUUAGACAGUACCCUUCUACAAGACACAUCCACGACUGUUACUAUGGUGAAGACUAACAUACCUGAGAUGAUUUCGACAACAGAGCAUACUCCUAGUCUUGCUGAAGCAUCCUUCACUAAUUCUGUCCUUGUAUCCAGAACAGAACCUAUGGACAGCAUUUCCUAUCCCAGCCCUCAUCAGUCAACCAAGCCAGGAGAAACCUAUAGUGAAAUGUCCACUGGACCCCCAAACUCUGUCAUUGGCACUAGUCAGACAGGACAUUUUGUGGGGACCUCAAACUUGGUUUCCUCCCAAGAAACACAAAAAACUUCCUCAGUGCCAGGAAUGCACUCUACAGUCUCUCAGAGUUAUCCAUUGAUGGAGAAAUCCACUCUUCUCAGCACAAGUUAUGAUACCCCUUCCAAGGCAAAAUUCUCACCACUGGAAGGAAUCAGCUCUGCACAUUCCUGGGGAACUACAGUCAGAAUGAGCUCUCCAUCACCUGUUAAUUCCACAUCACAAAGGCAUAGUCACUCUUUUACAGGUUCUAUAAACUCACCCGUGCCUGUUACCCAUCACAGUCCGAAGCAAGGUUGGAAGACCACUUGGAUACAAUCUAGAGCACUUGAACAAAUGGAUUCAACCACAAAGUAUGAUCCUAACCAUACUGAAGUGUCCACAAAUGUUUCUCUUCUUGACUCAUGGACAAGGGACAUGUCUACUGGGAACAUAUCCCUUCCAAAGCUACAUGAGUCCACAUCAGAAGAAACUUCCAUUGGAAUCCCCAUCAGGACUCCUGGUUCCAGCCUCACUACAAAGUCACAAAUGUUGGCAAAUAGCCACACCGGACAUUCUGUGUUGGCAUCAAACGUGAAGACUUCUGAAGACACAUCAACUUUUGUGUCAGUUAAACACACUAACUCCAGUGGAGUACAUGCAUUUCCACACUCAGAAUCCAUAGCACCUUCCAACAACAUUGCUUCAGUAACACUGACACCUAUGCCUUGGGAAAAAUCAAUGUCAACAGAAUCCAUAACAAUGCCACGUGAGUCACACUCACCUGCUAGUUCUUCCGUGACAGACAGACACAAAAUAUUAUCUACUAGUUCUCUGGCCUCUGUCAUCAAAAUUUCUAAGAAUUUAAUCCCAACAGAUUUGUCCAUAAGCUCAGGACCUGGGAUUUCUUCAAUUCCGAGUUUGAGUAGCAGUCCUCAGACAAGCUUCAACAAUGCACAAUUAUCCAGUGUCUCACAGAUGACCACUGUUUCCACAGUCAGAAAAGGAAACCAUGAGAAAAAUAGGAAUUCAACAUCCCAGCUCAAAUACACCAUAGCUACACCAAUCUCAUCUGGAAAUGAAUAUUUCACAAUAUUUAUGACCAAAACAGAAGGUACCACAGUUCCAUCUCCACAACCAAUUUCCUUUGCAACCGCAGAGAUUGGAAGACAGACAGAUUCCACCUUGAUCUUAGCAUGGAAAAAUGACAGUAAACCUGCAGACACACAUGCAACCAAAGAACACAAUACUAGUGAGACUGAUGUGCUCACUGCUCCAUCUCUUCCUGAGUCCCAGACAGCAGCUUUGUUUGAGCACAGCACAUCCCUCUCAAUGCUACAUCAGUCAACAUCAAAAGAUACUUCCUUUGGAAUCUCCAUCGGGUUCCCCGGAUCUAUAACCACCACAGAAUCAGAAGAGACAACAGCCAGUCACAGGGGACAUUCUGUGGUGACAUCUAACAUGGUGACUUCCCAAGACACAUCAACCCCUGCUUCAAACAUGGAGACCCAGCACAGUGGGACACGGACAUUUCCACUUUCAGAGUCCAGGCUUCAUUCUGUCAAUCCUCCAUUCCCAUCACAGACUCACUCAACUUGGGAAGAGUCCAUGUCUGCCAGUUCAACAAGACCCACAUCUGAGGCACCCUCACACUCUCCAGUUGCUGCCACUGCAGACAGACACAGUACCAGCUCUCCUCUUUCUGUCACCUCUCUCUUCACAGCUGCUAAGGACCCAACCCCUACCAGAUUAUAUACAACCUCAGGACCAGCAUCUGUUUCAGCACUAAGCCCCAACAGUGUCCAACUCUCCAAAGCCCUACAGACAACCUCUGUUUCCUCACUCACACAAGAGAACAGCAUGGAAAAUGAGACUUACACACGUCAUGCCAAACACACCAUCACACCUACAUCCGCUCCAUGGGAAAAGGAAUCUUUCACAACCAUUAUGCCCUCCAUGGAACAUACCAGACUUCCACCUUCACAGCCUAUCUCAUCUGGAAGCACAGAGAUUCAGACAGGCACAGCUUCCUCCCCAAAGGCAGCACAGACAGACGUCGGUAUAUCUGAAGACAGAAAUUCAACCAUAGAGCACAAUCCUAACCGUAGCGAAUUGCACACUAGCCCUUCUUUUUUUGAGUCUAAGACAGGAGCCCUGUCUGCUGACAGCGCGUUCCUGUCAGCCCCCCAUCAGUCUACCUCAGAAGAUGCGCCCACUGGAAUCUCCACCAGUCUCCCUACCUCUACCAGCAAUGCAGAAUCAAAAGAGAUGACAAGCAGAUCCAUGGGACAUUCUCCAGUUAUGGAAGACAUUUUGACCUACCCAGACACAUCCAGCACUACCUCAGUCAAGGACACCCACUCCAGUGGGAUGCAUACACUUCCACAUUCAGAAUCCAUUGCUCCUUUCAACAAUCCUGUCUCAGCAUCAUGGACAGGUGCUCCUGAGGAAGGAUCCUUGUCUCCAGACUCGCUUUCACUGAUCCCUGGUACUUCCUUGCCAGACAGACACAGUCAGUCCCCUGAUUCUGUUGCCUCUAUUUUCACAGUUACCAAGGAUCUGCUUCCCACAGCUUCGCACACAAGUUCAGAUCCUGAGACUACUUACGUUUCAAACUGGAGUACCAUCUCUCAGUCAAGCUCUAACACUGCACAUGCUUCUCAAACUUUACCGAUGAAUAAAUUUUCUUCGAUCACACCAGCGUCCAAUGUGGAAACCGGCAGUUCUGUACCCCAAUUCAAAUACACUAUCAUGCCUACAUCAAUGUCAUCUGAAAAUAAAGCUUUUCCCACUACCCUUCCAACCACUCAAGAAUCCACUCUUUCACCUAGUUCAAAUGAUAUUGACCGUGAAAAGAUUGGGACACAGACAUUUAUCCUCUUGACUAUAUCGACACCAGUAAAUAUAUCUGAGAAGGUGUUCUCAAGCACGGAUUUUAUUAAUAGUCAUUCUGAAGUGCCUUACAGUUCUUCUCAUCCUGUAUCCAGAACAGUAUCUGUGUCACCUGAUAGCACGAUACUUCCAAUGCUUCAACAGUUUACAUCAGAAGAUACCAAGUUUACAUCAGAAGAUAUGUCCAGUAGGGUUGUCUCCAAACUUUCUGACUUUAGCAUCACAGGAUCAGAAGAAAUAUCUACCAGCCAGGUUGGGGAUUCUGAAGUGACAUCAAAUAUGGGCCUGUCCCUGGAAACAUCACCUGUGUCUUCAGUGUCUGAUGGUCUCGAUAGUUUAACUCUAGUUCCCCUAGUCACAGCGACACCCACAUUUCUAAGUCAAAGUCAUGAAGUUCAACCAACUGCAACUUUUUCAAUUCUGAAAAGAAGCCAACCUGCCGAUUCUCCAGGAUAUCCUGAUGGGCCUACCUUAGCUUCCUCUGUUACCUCCAUAGAAGAACACAGCACCCCAUCUCCUAGUUCUGUGAUCUCUGCUUUCACACCUUCUAAGGAGGCAAUCACAACUGGAUUGGAUAUACAUGAUCUGUCUACUUCAUUUCCAAAUUGGAGCAGUAGUGCACAUUCAAGAAGCCCAGAGACAUCACAGGUCACCAAAUUCUCAGAGGCGAGCUCUGCUUCCUCGGUGAAACCCAGUAGUUCCACACCCCAAUCCAAACCCACUGCCAGUCCUGCACCAGUUUCACCUAAAACUGCAUUUUCAACCAUGCUCCAGCACCCACUGGUGGGUACUACAGUUUCUAUUUCAGAGGCAGCAUUUUCAGAGGCUCACACAACUUCUUCCCUAAGCCAAUCACUUCCACAAACUACCACUCUUGAAGAGACCAGAAUUGCCACAACACACGAUACUGUUUCUUCUCAGUUGCCCCCUAGCAUGUCUACUGAUCUCUCCAUUUCAGAGUCCUUUACAGCUGGCAGACUCUCCACGAGAAUCCCUCCGUAUUUCUCAGCAUCAGAAGAUAUCACCACUGGAAGUAUUCUCAGCCACACUACCUAUCCUAGCAGAAAAAAACACAUAGAGUUAACCUCCAUCUUGGAGGCAGAUAAUUCUGGGUCUUUAUUAUAUGAUGCCCUGUCUAGGGACACUGCAACCACUGUUUCUGUGGCAGAGUUUUCUUCACCUGAGCCCCAGACAUCUCCAUAUUUAGCAAUGAUAUCUGAAUCCAGGGGUUCUGAGAAACAGUCUUUACUCAAAGAAAAGCACAUCUCUUCAGAUUCAACGUCAACUGUGACUGAGAAAACCACACCACCUGUUACUUCUACUUCACAAGUACAAAACGACUCUUCCCUUGACUCUGUGUCUGCAUUUGUAACUUCUAUUCAAGAAACAACCUCAAUUGGAAAAGAUGAAAAUGUACAUUCUGGGAGCACUUCAAUCCAAGGCCUAGAUACCACAGGGCUAUCAAUUCCAAGUCCUUCAUAUGACAUAAGAAACCUCACAGCAGGUCACAUUCCCUCAACAAACCAAAGAAACAGAAUAGAAACCAAUAGUCCUGGAGCACAUACCCAAGGCACUGUCCUAGUUGAUUCUAUCCCAUCAAGAAUAACAACUGUAAUGAUGACCCCACAAAGCAAUUGGCACACAGCACUUUCCACAUCAAUGCCUAUAUCUAAACCUGCACAUACAGAAGCGCAGAAAACUUUCCCCCUAACUUCAAUAGAACAGGAAAUCACCAUGCCUGAAGAUACUAACUUGAUGACAAAACGUAGCUCUGAUCUUUUCACAGAGCCCACUAGGACUUCCACUGGGCUUUCAAGAACAGAGGUUAACUCAGCAGGUAGGAUAUCUAUUUCAAGCUCUGGAUCCUUCACAAAGACAGCAGACAUCUCAAUGGGAAAUACUUCCAACAUCUCUACUCUUUCCUUCCCAAACAUUGACCACAGUCAAGUAAUUAAUGCUGCAGAAUCAUCCAAGGUCACCGCUCUUUGGAGCACGUCAGGAACUACUGCUGAUACGGGGACCCUCUCUACUGUAACUCAGACAGUUCUGCACCCAGACUCCAUGACUCAUGCCAGCAGUUCCGAGCCACUGUCAUGGACAGACUCCCUAGUCCAUGAAGCAAUCUCCUCUGUGAAGUCUGUAGAAAUACCUCUGACAACAUCACCUUUUCUUUCUACGUCGUCAUCAGAAGGACAAGGUCUCACCUCUUCUGCUUCUGGGGUCCCCACAUUCUCUUCUGGGGAAAGAACUAGAAAGGAAUUGGACUCAAACUUAGAUUCUUUUACAACACCAUUUCCAAGCUGGAGAAACAGCGAGUUAGUCAGCUCAAAGGACACCAGAACCUCACAAGCAUCUUACAUUUUGAACAGAACUGAAGCAACCAGUGUGGACAUAACCACUCCUGGACCUCAGUUCCAAAACACUGUGUCAUCUAAGACUCUUAUCCCUGAUGGUACUGCCUCUUCCCUUUUGUCAUUACUAACAAAGACUCCACCUUCUUCUGCUUCCUCUUUAGCACGACUGAGUUCAAGCUCUACCUCUUUUCCCAAGACUUCAUUCCACACCUCUGAGUUUCCUAAGACAACAGACACAUUGAUCAGAAGCUUGAAAACUGGACCUGGACCAGGUUCACCUCCAAAUUUAAGCAGCACUUUACUUGAAAUAUUGGGCUUUCCUGAAGUUACUACUGAUAGAGAAAAUUUUCAUUCUUCCUCAAAAUUCAAAGUAACCAGCAUGGAGGCCAUCAGUACAGGGCCUGAGUUAAGUUCUUCUGUACCUAUACGCCAGGAAUCAUCCAGGGAUGCCUAUACAGUUGGUACCUCUUCCUCCACAUGGGUGACUUCUAUGUCCACAUCAUUGCCUGACUAUUUAGAGACUAUAAGAUCUGAUACUCAACAAGUUUUCCAUGUGACUUCUGGAUUGAGAGAUACUAGCAUAUCUCUACAAACAAGCAUGCAUUCCUCUCCUGUGUCCACUCUCAUUUUGCCAAGUUCUGAGACUGCUGUCGCUUCUGCUAGUCUGAUAUCAACUCCAUAUCAGACUCAAUCUUCACAGUCUACUGAAGUUCCAGAACAAACAGUCUUAUAUUCUUCAUCUAUUACUGAGUCUGCUGGGGUAACAUCCCUCCCAGAAUCCAGUUUUACUGUGCCCUCACUAGAAAGUACUCAUGUUCCAAGAACUGACAUGCUGCCUGCAGAUGAGAUGACUUCAGAUGAAACAACUCUCUCUGCAGCAGAAGAUAUGGCUUCAUUUCCCACAACCAGCAUUCCAAAAGGCAGCUCACUUAUGACUUCUAACAGUCCUCAUUCAAUAACAAAGUCAAGCCAUAGUGAUGUUUUGGUGGCCACCACUGUAAAAGAAUUACCUUCUUCAACUUCUACAUCACUGCCCUUUCCUGUUUCCACUAGCACUGACUUUACAGCCAGCCCAUCUCUGCACAAGACUACUCCUUCAGAAACAGAAGAUAGCAUGCAGUCCCUGACGGAGACCCCCAAUGGAGCUGCCCAUGGAGACACCCCAGGCCUAGGAAAGAGCCCCUUGGCUUCUAUAUCACCUGCUAGCCCUAAAGAACUAUCCACAGAAGGGGCGGUGAAAGCGGAGACCACUGAUGCAGCUCUGAAGACUACACCCAUUGCCACUUCAACCACCAAAAUCUCUACAAUUUCAAGACCCCUGACUCGCCUCUGGACACCAAAGACAACAGGCGACAUAAACACAACAGAGAUGAUUAUCACAGCCUCAGACGCCUCCCGCAAUGUCCUAGGGAUGACAGCAUCACUUUCUACAGGCUCUAGGGAAAAGCCCAGCACGGUCCUCAGGACAAGACCAUCUUCUUACAGUAGAGAACCAGAGAGCACAGCCUCGAAGAGCCCCAGUCUUAGGACAGAGACCAGCCAAGAUAGUCGUACCUUAACUGGCUCUUCUGGUGACUCUGGCACAGUCCCAUGGGUCACCUAUCCUUUGGAGAUUACUUCAGCUGCUGCCAAGAUGAUGCUGAGUGCUUCUCAAGGUGAAUCAGAUUCUACGGUGUCCACAGCCACCAUUCCCAGAGAAGAAGUCAGUUCAGCUAUUCCACAGUUAACUGUUUUCUCUACAGUACCAGAUUUGCCGACCUCACUGAUUAGCAAGCCUGAAGAAAGCACUGGUAUGUUUAUUCCAACUCUUACUGAUUCCCCGAGUGAACCAAAGACAAUAGCUUCUGGGGUCACCCAUCCUGGAACAGAGGUGAGUUAUUCUGCUGCCAGCACUUUCCCCACUGACACAUCAGGAAUGGCAGCCCCAUUGGAUAUUAGUACUGGAGCAGAGACCAAGCCAGCCUUCCGAAGUCUCACAGUUGCGCCUAGUGAGUCACAUACAAUAUUCCCAAGGGACACACAUCUUACACAGAGCAGAAUCCUUGCUUCUGAAAAUAUUCUUGACAUUUCCUCUGGUGAAUCUGAUACUACCACACUCUCAGUGGAUACAGAAGUCAUGUUAUCCGUUCCAACCACUACUGCAUCACCUGUUAGAGCAGGAUUGGCAACCUCACUGGUCGUUAGGUCUCAGACACAGAAAAAAAAUAGUACGUCAACUGUGACUCCUGCUGGUGAACCAGAGUCCACUGUCACACUUGUCACUGAUCCCAAAGCAUGGGGAACUACAGCUAUUCUAAAUACAAGUAAUUCAGCUGCUGUAGCAGGAAAGAUCAUAGAGCCAACUACUUCAACCCUGACUGCUUUUCCAGAUCAACUGUUUAAUACAACCUCUUGGCUCGCCCAGACUGGGACAGAAGGCACCUCAAAUUUUUCCACUGUGGAGAGUAUAUCCUCUACUGAGCAAAUUACAACAUCAGGGAUUACCCAUUUUACAGAGACAAACGUUACUCUUCCUAAGACAGACCUAACAUUUUCCCACGGUGGAUCAGAUUUGACACUGUCAACAACCACAAGUGCUGGGAAAGAAGCCAGCUCUGCCCUUCCCACUACAGUGACUUCACCCGGUGUACCCCAUACAAUGACCUCACUGGCCACUAGUUCUAGAGCAGUGACCAGUACAAGUAUUCCAUCUUUGUCUAUUUCUUUUUCUAAACCAGAGACAACAGACUCAUUUACUACCAAUGCUGGAGCCCAGAUAAUUUCAGCUAUUACAGUUCCAUCUUACUCCCCUACUCUACCAGGAAUGUUGGCCUCACUAAAAACCAGUUCUGGAACAAAAAGCAGUCCAUCUCCAGCUUCAGCUGUUUCCCCAGGUCAACCAGAGACCACCAUUCCGGGGGCCAAGUCCAGUCCAACUUUGGCUGUUUUUCCUGGUGAGCCAGAUACAACCAUUUCCUUAGUCACUUCUCAUGCAGCGAUCAGUCCUACAGUUCUCAAGACAGCCCCAGAAUUUUCUCAGCAUGGGUUAGAUGUUACACCCUCAGUGGCUUCCAGUCUUGGGACAGAAACAAAUUUAGCUGGCUCGUCUCCUAUUUUUUCACCUGAGGUGAAAGGGGUUCUGACCUCACUGGCUCCUAGUUUUUCAACAGUAACUAAUGAAAGCACUCCAGCUCAGUCUGUUUCUGCUGAUGAGUCUGACACCACAGUAUCUUUGGUCAGCCACCGCAGGUCACAGGUGAGUUCAACCAUUGCAACUCUGACCGUCUCCCCUGAUGUUCCAGAGAUGAUGUCACUCACCACUAGCAGUAAAUUAGAAACAAGUCUAUUUCCAACUCAGAUUGCUUUCUCAAGUCAGCCGGAGACCACCGCUUCAGAAGUCAGCCAUCCUGGGGAUAAAGCUAGUCCUAAGAUUCCAUCUGGGACUAGGACCCCCACUGAGCCAGAUGAAGCAACAAGGCCAAGUUUUUCCCAUAUGGAUUUAGACACAACGCCUCCCACAUCCACAAUUAUUGGUCCAGAAACCAGUUCAUCUGUUCUAACCACAACUAUCUUACUUGUUGUCCCAGAUAUGGUGACUUCGCAGGUCCCUAGUUUUGGUACGGAUUCAAAAACAACUAAACCAAUUCUGAUGCUCCAUUCUUCUGAACCACAGACCGUAGUUUCCCUGGCAACCAAUGCAGGGGAAGAGUCCAGGUCAGCCAUUUCUACUGCAGCUGUCUCUCUAGCUGUAACAGAAGUGAUGACAUCACCGGUCUCUAGUUCUGGGGCAGAGACACAUGCAAUGCCUCCAAUUCAAACUGCUUCCCCAGCUGAUCCAGACACUAUAACCUCAUGGGUCACCCACUCUGGCAGAGAAGGUACUUCAGAUGUUUUGACUGUAUCUACUUUACCUGGUGGGACAGGUGAAACAAAAUCAUGGAAUACUCAUUCUUCAGAGACUAACCUAACAGGCCUCAUGACAACUCCAGAUGUUUCCCACACUGCAUCAGCUGGUUUACCCUCAAUGGCCACCAGUUCUGAGACAGAAGCCAGAUCAGAUUCUUCAACUUCUGCUUUUUCAUCUAAUGUAUCAGAAGUACUGAGUUCACCUGUCACUACUUUUAGGACAGUCACCAGCACCAAUAUUCCAGUUUUGACACUUUCUUCUGAUAAACCAGAGACAGGAGUCUCAAUGUCCACUUAUACUGUGGUACAAAAAACUUCAUCCCUUCCAACUGUGACAGCUUCCUCUGGUAUACCUGGGAUAGUGACUUCACUAGUCCCUAGUUCUGAGAUGUACUCCAGUACAAUUUCCCCACAAAUCACAAGUUAUUCACAAAUACUGGAGAAAACAGCAUCACAAGUAACACUUUCUAAAAUGUCAGAAGAUAGUUCUUUUGUUACAACCCUUACUACUUCACCAGAUGAAGCAGGCACAUCAGCCCCAUUCGUUAUCAGUCCUGAAGAGACCAGCACAAAGGUUCCCAGGACGAACACAAGUUUUUCCCAUAUUGAACCUCAUAGCACUCCCUCAACAGUCACCACAGGUGAACAGGAAGCCGGAUCAUCUGCUCCAAGUACUCCAACAAUAGUUAUCUCAUCUAAUAUUCCAGAUGUGAUAACCUUAGAAGGUCACAGGUCAGAGACAUCCAAACCAAUUCUGACUCUUCAACCUUCUGAACCACAUACCAAGAUGUCUCUGACUUUUCAAGCAGGGGAAAAGAUUAGUUCACCCAUGUCUACUACUGCUGUCUCUCCAGGUGUAACAGAAAUGAUAAGGCCACUAUUCACUAGCUCUGAGACAGGCAGCCAUAAAAGAAAUCAGACUAUUUCUUCAGGUCAACCAGAGACCACAACCUCAUGGAUCAUGAAUCCUGAAACAGAAGCCACUGCAAGGGUGCUAACUACAAUCAUCUCACCCAAUGUUCUAGAGAUACUGACCUCAAAAUCUGUGAACCAAACUCUGAAGUCACAGACUAUAGGUUCAUUGGUAACUCAUGCUGGAAAAGAGCCCAAUUCAACCAUAUCUACUCUGGCUGUCUCUCCAGAUAUAACAGAAAAGACUACAUCACUGGUCACCACCAAAGGUAGAGAGAGUCGUGCAACAACUCCAACUCUAACUUUUCCCCCAAGACUACCAAAUACAACAAUAUCUUGGAUUAACAGCCCUGAAAAAGAAGCCAGUUCAGGUGCUCGAAAUACAAACUUAACAUCUAGUGUGACAGACAUGAUGACAUUAACAAUCCUGAGCCACACUCCUUCUGAACCACAGAAGAAAACAUCAUUGGCAACUCCUGCUGGGCAACAACAAAGUUUGGCCAUGAAUAGUAUGUCAGUCUCUCAGGGUAUAACAGAAGUGACAUCCCAGGUCAAUAUCUCAGACACAGAAAGUCAUGCAGUGACUUCAAAUACAGAUUUAUCCUUAAUACAACCAGAGGCCACAGAAGCAGGGGUAACAGAUAGUGGAAGACAAGACACUUCAGGGGUUCUAUCUUCAACCAUCUCACAUAGCAUACCCAAAAUGGUGACAUCACCAAAUCUUAUUUCUGCUGAACUAAACACCACAGUGUCAUUAGUCACUUAUAUUGGGGAACAUCAUAGUUCAGACAUAGCUACAAGGCCUAUCUCUCCAGAUAAAUCAGAAAUGAUACCAUCACUGGUCACUGGCUCAAGCACAGAUAGCUACUUAGUGACUUCAACUCUGACUGUUUCUCUUGAUCAACAUGUGACUAUAGCCCCAUUGGUUCCCCAUCCAGGAAAAGAAGUCACUUCAAAAGUUCUAUCUACACCCGUCACACCUGGUGUUCCAGACAUGAUGACCUCAACAACUCUGAUCCACACUCCUCCUGAACCACAGACCAUAGCAUCAUUGGUCACACAUGCUGGUGAACAUCCCAAUUUAUCCAUGUCUGCUCAGACUGUCCCUUCAGGUGUAACAGAAUUGAUGACAUCCACAGCCACUACUUCUGGGACAGAGACACAUGAAACCAAUCCAGCUCUACUUGUUUUCCCAGGUCCAACAAAUAGCACAGCAUUAUGGGUGACUCAUGCUGAAACAGAAGACACUUCAGGUGUUCUGACCACUCCUAUUUCAGCUAGUGUUCCAGACCUUGUUACUUCCACAACUCCUGUUCCUUCUGAAUCACAUUCUACAGUUUCCUCUGUCACCCACAUUGGGGAACAGCCUAGUUCAGCCAGGUCUACUCUGGCUGGCUCUCCAGGUAAUACAAAACUGAUCCCAUCACUGGUCACUAGCUCCAGCUCUAUACCACCUACAACUCUGGAAGUUUCAACAGGUAAACCAGAGACCAUAGCCCUAUGGAUCACCCAUCCUGGAACAGAAGGUUCUUCAGAGGAUUUAUCUACAACCAUCUCAGCUGGUGUUACAGACAUGAUGACCUCAACAGCUCUGGUCCACACUCCUUCUGAACCACAGACCAGAGCAUCAUUGGUCACGCAUCCUGGUAGACAUCCCAAUUCAUCCUUGUCUGAUCAAGCUGUAUCUUCUGAUGCAACAGAAAUGACACGCUCACUAGUCACCAGCUUGGGCACAGGAAGCUAUGUAAUGGUCACCCGUACUGAAAGAGAAGGCACAUCAGGGGUUCUAAGUACUACCAUUUCAGCCAGUGUCCCCAAAAUGAUUUCCACAGCAACUCUUUUUCCUUCUGAACCAGUAACUGAAACUUCAUUUGUCACCUCUGCUGAGGGUCAGACCAAUUUAAGUCUGUCUACCAUGGCUGUCUCUCCAAGUAUAACGGAAAUGACAUCACAAGCCACUACUUUGGGGACAGAGACAGAAGAGACCCCUCCAGUUCUACUUGUUUCCCCAGAUGAAAGAGAGACCACAGCCUCAAGGGUAACUCAUAUUGAAAGAGUACCCACCUCAGGUUCUCCAACCUCCACUAUUUCAACUAUUUUCCCAGAUUUGGUUACCUCACCAACUCUUAUUUCUUCUGAACCACAUACUACAGUUUCAUUCAUUACCCUCGCUGAGGAACAACAGACAACUCAGACUGUCUCUCCUGGCAUAACAGAAAUGAUACCAUCAAUGAUCACUCUCUCAGGCAAAAAUAACCACUCAGCAUCUUCAACUCUGGCAGAUUCUGUAGGUGAAGCAGAAACCACAACCCAUACUGGAAACGAAGACACUUCAGUGGUUCUGACUACAGCCAUCUCACUUAGUGGUCUAGACACAAUGACCUCAACAAUUCCGAACCACACUACUGAAACACAGAACAUAACAUCAUUGGUUCCCCAUGCUGGAGGACAGCCCAGUUUAUCCAUGUCUACUCAGAGUGUCUCUCCGGGUAUAACAGAAGUGACGCCAUCACUGUUCACUAACUUGGGCACAAGCUCUGCAAUGACUACAACAGUGACUGUUUCCCCAGGUCAACCUGAGAGCACAGUCCCAUGGGUCCCCCAUCCUGGAAUAGAAGGCACUUCAAGGGUUCUCUCUAUGACCAUCUCACCUAAUGUACCAGAAAUGAUGUCAUCACCGACUCUUAUUCCUUCUGAAUCACAUACCAUAGUUUCACUUGUCACCCACUUUGAAGAACAGUCCAGUUCAACCAUGUCUGCAAAAUCUGUAGCUCCAGGUAUAACUGAAAUGAUACCAUCACAGGUCACUAGUUCUGGAACCAAAAACCAUCCAAUCACUUCAAGUCUGUCUGUUUCCUCAGGUCAAACAGAGUCCACAGCUCCAUGGGUCACCCAUCCGGGGAAAGAAGACACUUCAGGAGUUCUAACUUCAACCAUCUCACCUCAUGUUCCUGGUACGCUGACCUUAACAGCUGUGACCCACAUUACUUCUGAACCACAGACUGGAACAUUGGUCACCCAUGCUGGGGGUCAGCCCAGUACAUCCAUGUCUACUCUGGCUAUCUCUCCCCAUGUAACAGAAAUGAUACCAUCACUGGGCACUAGCUCUGGUGUGCCAGAAAUGAUGACCUCACCAAAUCUUAUUUCUUCUGAAGCAGAUACAACAAUUUCUUUGGUCACUGAUGUUGGGGGACAGCCCAGUUCAACCAUGUCUACAAAGUCUAUCUCUCCCCGUGUAACAGAAACAAUAUCAUCACUCAUCACUAGUUCCUACAUAGAAAUGGAUUCAGUGUCUUCCACUCUCGCUACUUCUCCAGGUCAACAAGAAACCCCAACCUCAUUGCUCACCACUCCUAUAACAGAAGCCCCUUUGAGUAUUCUAAGGACACCCAUAUCUCCCAGUGUUCCAGACAUGUUAUCUUCAUCAACUCUUAUUCCUUCUGAACCACAUACCACAAUGUCCUUGACCUCCCAUGUUGAGGGACAGCCCAGUUCUGCCAUGCCUAUAAGGCCUGUCCCUCCAGAAAUGAUUACUCCAACAACUCUUAUUCCUUCUGAAUCCCAUAACACUAUUUCAGGUGUAACAGAAAUGAUGACAUCAUUGGCCACUACGUCUGAGACGAAGACAUAUACAGCUACUCCAGUUUUGACUGUUUCCUCAAGUCAAACAGAGAACACAGCCUCCUCAGUCUUGCUUCCUGGAAAAGAAGCAACUUCAACAAUUUCUACUCUGUCUACUUUACCUGGUGAGCCAAAAGGAACUGAAACAUGGCUCAUUCUUUCUGCCAAGCCCAGCACACCCCUCUCCACAGCAACUCUCAAAUUUUCUUCUAGUGAACCAGACAUCACACCCUCAGCUUCUGGGGCAGAGACCACUUCAGGCAUUCCAACAACUCUUUCAUCUGGUGUACCAUAUAUGACCACUCCACUAACUGCUGGUUCUACAACAGACAAUAGUAAGAUUUUUCUUACACUGAGUACAUUGAUGCAUGAGCCAACAUCAGCAGUCUCCCUGGUCUCUCAUUCUGCCUUAAUCCAACAAACUUCCAGUGCUUCUGAUAGUGGUUUAGAUGUUACGCCCUCAAUAAUCAAUCAUCCUGGAACUGAAACCAGUUCAUCUGUGCCAACAAUGACUCUCUUUCCUGGGGCACCAGGUGUUGAGAUCUCACAGUUCUCUAGUUCUGGCCCAUCAACCAGUACAUUUCCAAAUACAGUUCUGUCUCCUAGUGAACCAAAAAGCACAGUCUCAUUACCCACCUUCCUCAGUACAGAAACUAACCCAACAUUUCCUGUUUCAACUGGUUUUCUUCCUUCAUUAGAGACCACAGCCUCAGAGCCCAUUACAUCUAAGGUAGAUGUUAGUACAACUCUCUUAACUCAGACUGUGUCCCCCAGUGUACCAGAGAUGACAAAUUUUCUCUUGAACUCAUCUGUGACUGAGGAGAGCAAAGGUGACCUGGGUACAACAUUUUCAUCUGGUGCUUCUGAAGAAACAGCCUCUCUCCCCACCCACUCUGGAACUGAGACCAGCACAAUCAUUCUAAGUGUAACUCCUUCCCCUAUUUUAACAGGAACCACAGGCUUAUGGGCUUCCAUCACUACUGCAGAAUCUACUCUGACUAUGUCCCCUAGUGUGUCUGGGUUUCCUGGUGUUCCUACAACUAGUAAAUCUAGCAGUGAAACUUUACAGAGCAUAGCAACUUCAGCAUCUGUCACUACAGUUAGACUUUCUGAUCUUGUCACUGAUGCCACAAGUCCCAUAAUUACCUUGAUACCAUCAGAGUCCUCAACAAGCCCAAUCACUGACCUGGAAACAAGUGACACUUCUCAUUUAGCUACCACAAGUUCAAGACCCAAUGGGAAUAAGACCACAACUACUCAACAUGGACUGAGCACAUCUACAAUGUCCACAUGGUUCUCUGAGAAUGUGACUUCAAGACCAACUACAAGUAUUUAUCCAGAAUUGGUGCCAUUCACUUUCAACUUAACAAUCACCAACCUGCCCUAUACCACAGAAAUGGGGUACCCAGACUCCUUACACUUCAAGAAAACAGAGAAGGCCUUGAACUACCUGUUCCAGUCCUUGUUCAAGAAUACCAGCAUUGGUUCUAGCUACUCUGGAUGCAUGGUGUCGCUGAUCAGGUCAGAACAGAAUGGAGCAGCCACUGGAGUAGACAGUAUUUGCACCUACCAUCAUGACCCCAUGAGUCCUCCUCUGGACAGAAAGCAGUUGUAUCAAGAAGUGACCCAGCUGACCAAUGGUAUCACCAGACUGGGUCCCUACAUCCUGGACAGAGACAGUCUCUAUGUCAAUGGUUAUAACCGUCGGUACUGGACCCCUCCCACAAACAGUACAAGGCCAUCUCUGGAACUCUUCACUCUUAACUUCACUAUAACCAAUCUGCACCAUACAGAGGGCAUGAGAUACCAAGGAUCGGAAAUAUUCAACAGCACAGAGAGGAUCUUGAAUCGAUUGCUCAAGCCCCUCUUCAAGAAUACCAGUAUUGGGUCCCUUUAUUCUGGUUGCAGACUGAUCUUACUGAGGCCUGAGAGAGAGAGAACAGCCACUGGGGUGGAUGCUGUCUGCACUUACCAUUCUGAUCCCAUGGGUCAUAAGCUGGACAGAGAGAAGCUGUACUGGGAACUGAGCCAUAAUACCCAGGGUGUUACCAAGCUAGGAUCCUUCACUUUAGAAAAGGACAGUCUGUACAUCAAUGAUUUUACCCAUCGAACCUCUGCUCCCACUUCCAGCACUCCUGUGACGUUGUCUCUGUCUUUCACGGGAACCUCUACUGCACAACCUUACCUCUCCACAGUGGCCACUCCUGUUUUUGCACAGUUCACGCUCAACUUCACCAUCACUAACCUGGCGUUCAAGGAAUACAUGCUAUACCAUGGCUCCAAGAAUUUCAACACUUUGGAGAGAGUCCUCCAGUACCUGCUCAAAUCCCUGUUCAAGACCAGCAGUCUGGGAUCCCUCUACGCAGGCUGCACACUGGUGUCACUCAGGUCUAAGAAAGACGGAACGGCCACCAGAGUGGAUGCCAUCUGCACAUAUCACCCUGACAUCAAAGGCCACAGAUUGGACAGGGAGCAGCUAUACUGGGAGCUGAAUGGGUUAACUCAUGGUGUCACCAGACUGGAUCCCUACACCCUGGAGAGGGACAGCCUCUAUGUUAAUGGUUUCACCCAUCUGAGCUCCGCACUUAUCAGCAGCACCAUGACCCAUUCCCUUGUGCCCUUUACCCUCAACUUCACCAUCACAAAUCUACAAUACACACCAGCUAUGGAACACCCAGGAUCAUUAAAGUUCAACAAAACAGAGAAGGUCCUGCAGUAUCUGCUUGCGGCUGUGUUCAAGAAUACCACCAUUGGUCCAUUGUACUCUGGGUGCCAACUGAUCUUGCUCACACCUGAAAAGGAUGGAUCAGCCACUGGAGUGAACAUGAUCUGUACCCAUCGAUCUGAGCCCACGGACAUGGGGCUGGAUCCAAAGCAACUUUACUGGGAGCUGAGCCGUGAGACUCAUGGCAUCACCCAGCUGGACUUCAUAACCCUAGACAAGAACAGCCUUUAUGUCAACGGUUAUAACCAUUGGCUCCUGACCUCAAACACUAGCAUGCCAGGCUCUCCUCUGGUGCCGUUCACCAUCAACUUCACCAUCACUAACCUCGAGUAUGAGGAGGGCAUGCGUCAACCUGGAUCCUGGAAGUUCAAUGCCACUGAGAGAAUCCUCCGAAGAUUGCUCUGGUCUUUGUUCAAUAGAACGAGCAUCAGUCUUCUGUAUUCUGACUGCAGACUGAUCUUGCUCAGGUCUGAGAACGAUGGAGCAGCCACAGGGGUAGAUGCCAUCUGUACUCACCAUCCAGACCCCACUGAGUCUGAGCUGGACAAUGAGCAGGUAUAUGAGGAAUUGAGAGAGCUAACCAAUAACAUUACCCAGCUGGGCCCUUACACCUUAGACCAGAACAGCCUUUACAUCAACGGUUACACACACCAGAGCCUGUCCAUCAUACCCAUAACAGCAGCCCCUGUCCUGGUGCAUUUUACUAUCAACUUCACCAUCACUAACUUGGCAUUUGAGGAGGACAUGAGUCGCCCUGGAUCCAGGAAGUUCAAUAUCACGGAGAGAAUUCUGCAGAGCCUGCUGAGACCCUUGUUCCAAAAAUCCAGUGUUGGUCCUGUGUAUGCUGGCUGUGUACUGGCCUCUCUCAGAUCUGAAAAUGAUGGUAUAGGCACAGGAGUGGAUGCAGUCUGCACUCACCACCUCGACCCCACUGGCCAGGGAAUGGACAGAAAGAAAGUGUAUUGGGAGCUCAGCAGGCUGACCUAUGGUGUCAGCAGACUGGGCCAUUAUACUCUGGACCAGAACAGUCUCUAUGUCGAUGGUUACACACAUCAAAACCUGGCUACCACCACCAAGAUCUCCGUGAUGACCACUGCUUCUACAGCGUUGACUACCAGCUUUCCCAGCCAUACAGCAGGCCCUGUUCCAGUGCCUUUUACCAUCAACUUCACUAUCACUAAUCUGGAGUUUGUGGAUGAUAUGAGUCACCCAGGAUCCGGGAAGUUCAAUGUCACUGAGAGAAUUCUGCAGAGGCUGUUUGGAGCACUGUUCAGUAAAACCAGUGUCGGCCCCCUGUACUCUGGAUGCAGACUUGCAUUGCUCAGGCCUGAGAACAAUGGAACAGCCAUAGGAGUAGAUGCCAUCUGCACCUACCAGCCCAACACCUCUAAUGAAGGGCUGGACAGAAAGCGUCUGUACUGGGAGCUGAGAAGACUAAACAAAGGCAUCAUGAAGCUAGGGCCCUACACCUUGGACAAGAACAGUCUCUAUGUCAAUGGUUAUACGCAGCAGACUCUGGCCACCACCCACAGGACAUUAGUGAUGGCUACUGUUUCUGAAGGAAUGCCAAACACUUCCUCUGCACCCACAGCUGCAGGCCCUGUCCUGGUGCCUUUCAGCAUCAACUUCACCAUCAUUAACCUGGAGUUUGAGGAGGAAAUGGGUCACCCUGGAUCCAGGAAGUUCAAUAUCUUGGAUCGAACCCUACAGAGCCUGUUCAGGCCCUUGUUCAGUAAAAUCAGCGCUGGUCCAUUGUAUUCUGGCUGCAGGCUGACCUUGCUCAGGCCUGAGAAAAAUGGAAAUGCUACAGGGGUGGAUGCCACCUGUACCCACCACCUAGACCCUGCUGGCCACAGGCUGGAAAAUGAGCAAAUAUAUGGGGAGCUGAGCAGUCUGACCCAGGGUGUCACCCAGCUGGGCCCCUACAUCCUGGACAAGAACAGUCUCUAUGUCAAUGGUUACACACACCAGAUCCUGGCUACCACCCCCAGAACCUCAAGCUCUCCUCCACUGCUGUGCACUCUUAACUUCACUAUCACCAACCUACCAUACACGGAGGAUAUGUGGGGCCCAGGGUAUGCCAAGUUCAACAAAGUGGAGAAAGUCCUGCAGCUUCUGCUCAAACCUUUGUUCCAAAAUACCAGUGUUGGCCUACUAUAUUCUGGUUGCAGACUGACUUCACUCAGUCCCAGGAAGAAUGGAGAAGCCACUGGGGUGGACACAGUUUGCGCCUAUCACCCUGAUCACACAGGUCAUGGCCUGGCUAGAGAGCAACUGUACUUGGAGCUGAGCAAGCUAACCUCUGGUGUCACUCAGCUGGGCCCCUACACUCUGGAAUGGGACAGUCUCUAUGUUAAUGGUUACACCAAUCCAACCUCAGGUACGAUCCUGAACACACCUGUGACUACCACAUCCUUCCCAGCUUCCUCUCUGGCUCCAUUCUCUACAACUAAUUCCACAGGCAUCAGCACUAUCAUGGUACCCGUCACUCUCAACUUCACCAUCACCAACUUACACUACACAGAGGAGAUGGGACAUCCAGGUUCCUUGAAGUUCAAUUCCACCAAGUGGAUCUUACAUUAUUUGCUUGACACCUUGCUCAAUAAGACCAUCAUUGCCACACACUACUCUGGAUGCAGACUGGCUUCACUCAGGUCAGACAAUCAUAGAGGAGCCACAGCUGUAGACAUAAUCUGCACCUUCCUCUCUGACUCCAUGAGCCCUGGGUUUGUACGAGAUCAGCUAUUUUGGGAGUUGAGCCAUGAGACACACGGUAUCACCCGUCUGGGUCCCUAUACCCUGGACCAGAACAGUCUCUACAUUAAUGGUUACCAUUUUGGAACUGCAACCCCAGCUAAUACUACUGGAGAAGUUGGUGAGGAGAUGUUCACAGUAAACUUCACCAUCAACAACCUGCGCUACUCUGCCGACAUGGGCCAGAUAGGCUCUCCCAAGUUCAAUAUCACAGAUACACUCAUGCAGCACCUGCUCAGCCCUUUGUUUCAGAGGAGCAGUCUUGGCCCCCUAUACACAGGCUGUAAAGUAGUCACUCUGAGGUCAGUGAAGAAUGGUGCCCAGACCCAGGUAGAUGUCCUUUGCACGUACCGCCAGGUUCCCAACAGUCUGGGACUGCCUGCCAAGCCAAUUUUCUAUGACCUCAGCUGGCAGACCCGUGGAAUCACCCGGCUGGGUCCUUACUCCCUGGAUAAAGACAGCCUUUACAUCAAUGGUUACAAUGAACCUGGUCCAGAUGUACCUCCUACAACUCCAGAACCAGCCACCACCAUCUUGCCCUCCCCGUCGACAUCUCUACAGCCAGAGUCCAAUACAGAUAUGAGGCACCACCUGGAAACCUUCACAAUCAACUUCACCAUCUCUAACCUUCCAUAUUCACCCGACAUGAUCAGUGGCUCAGCCUUGUUCAACUCCACUGAGCAUGUCCUACAAAACCUGCUUGGAUCCUUGUUCCAGAAUAGCUCCUUUAACUCAAGUUGCAGACUGACUUCCCUCAGGCCUGCGAAGAAUGGAACAUUCACAGGGGUGGCUACCACCUGCACCUACCAGCACAACCCUGCACACCCUGGAAUGGAUGUUCAGGAUCUGUACUCAAAACUGAGUCAUCUGAGCCAUGGAGUCACCCAACUGGGAAAUUACACACUGGAGAAGCAUAGCCUCUAUGUGAAUGGUUACAAUGAACCUGGUUCAGAUAUACUUACUACAGCUCCUGAGCCAAGCACCACCAUCCUGCCUUUUACAUUGACAUCUGUACAGCCUGAAUCCACCACAGCUGUGGAGCAUCAUCUGAAGACUGUCAUACUCAAUUUCACCAUCUCUAAUCUUCCUUAUUCAGAAGACAUGAACUAUAGCUCAGCCAAGUUCAACUCCACUGAGAGUGUUCUACAAUUCUUGCUAACACCCUUGUUCCAGAAUAUCUCCUUCAACGCAAGCUGCAGACUGACCUCUCUCAGGCCUGAGAAGAAUCAAAAUUACACUAGUGUAAUGGUCAUUUGCUCGUACCAACAUGAUUCUGUGCAUCCUGGGCUGCAGAUACAAGAAAUAUAUUCAGAGAUGAGCCAUCUGACCCAUGGAGUCACUCAGCUGGGCAACUACACGUUGGACAAAGAUAGUCUCUAUGUGAAUGGUUACAGUGGAACUGGUACAGAAGAAUCAACAACAAAUCCUAAAUCAGCCACUACCAUGCCACCUUCUCCAACAAUACCUGUGCAAACAGAAACCACCACAGCUGUGGGGCACCACUUGAAAACUGUCUCAGUCAGCUUCACUAUCUCCAACCUCCCAUAUUCAGCAAAUAUGAACAAUGGCUCAGCUGUGUUCAACUCCACUGAGAUCUUCCUAAAGAAUCUGAUGGAACCAUUGCUCCAUAAUGGUUCUUUCAACUCAAGUUGCAGACUGGAUUCUCUCAGGCCUGAGAAGAAUGGAACUGCCACUGGUGUAGAAGUCAUCUGCACAUACUUGCAUGACCUUGCACAUCCUAUGUUGGACACCCAUGGAUUUUACUCAGAGCUGAGCAAUCUUACCCAUGGAAUAACCCAGCUGGGCAACUAUACACUGGACAAAGGAAGUUUACAUGUGAAUGGUUAUAAUAAACCUGGUCCAGAAGAACCUCCUACAACUCCUGAGCCAGCCACCACUACCCUACCUUCUCCAUCCGCAUCUCUGCAGCCAGAACCUGCCACAGGUGUGGAUGCCAUCUGUGCCUACUACCAAGACCCUGCACAUCCUGGGUUGGACAUCAAAGAGCUGUACACAGAACUGAGAAAUCUAACUCAGGAACUCACCCAGCUGGGUAACUACUCACUGGACAAGGACAGUCUGUAUGUCAACGGUUAUAAUAAACCUCGUCCUGAAGAACCUUCUACAACUUAUGAGCCAGUCACCACUACCCUACCUUCUCCAUCUGCAUCUCUGCAGCCAGAACCUGCCACAGCUAUAGGGCACCAUCUAGAAACCCUCACAAUCAACUUCACCAUAACCAACCUUCCAUAUUCAUCAAAUAUGAGCAACGGCUCAGUUCUGUUCAACAAAACUGAGACUUUCCUCCAGUACCUGCUUGGACACGUGUUCCAGAAUGGCUCUCUCAACUCCAGUUGCAGACUGGAUUCCCUCAGGCCUAAGAAGAAUGGAACAGUCACUGGUGUGGAUGUCAUCUGUGCCUACUACCAAAACCCUGCACAUCCUGGGAUGGAUAUCAAAGAGCUGUACACAGAACUGAGAAAUCUAACUCAGGGAAUCACCCAGCUUGGUAACUAUUCACUGGACAAGGACAGUCUAUAUCUCAAUGGUUAUAGUGAACAUGAUGCAGAAGGACUUCCUACAACUACUGAGUCACCCACCACCAUCCUGGCUUCUCCAUCGACAUCUGUGCAGCCAGAACCCAUAACAGACAUGAAGCCAACCACUCUUCUGCCAACAGAAAUCCCAACAACCAGUACCAGCUCUCAGCAUUUCAACUUGAACUUCACCAUCACCAACCUACCCUACUCCCAAGACAUAGCCCAGCCAGGCACCACCAAACACCAGCAAAACAAGAGAAGCAUUGAAUAUGCGCUCAACCAGCUUUUCAGAAACAGCAGCAUCAAGAGUUAUUUUUCUGACUGUCAAGUUUUAGCCUUCAGGUCUGUCUCCAACAGCAACCACACAGGGGUAGAUUCCCUGUGUAACUUCUCACCAUUGGCUCGGCGAGUGGACAGAAUUGCUAUCUAUGAGGAAUUCCUUCGGAUGACACAGAAUGGUACUCAGUUGCUGAAUUUCACACUGGACAGGAAGAGUGUCGUUGUGGAUGGGUAUUCUUCAAACAGGGAUGACAAUGUGAUAAAGAAUUCUGGUCUUCCCUUCUGGGCCAUCAUUCUCAUCUGCUUGGCAGUACUACUGAUAUUCAUCACAUGCCUGAUAUGCUGUUUCCUGGUGUCUGUCUGCAGAAGAAAAAAGGAGGGAGACUACCAGGUUCAGCGUCACCGCCUAGGUUAUUACCUGCCUCACCUAGACCUGAGGAAGCUCCCGUGACUCCACCUGCCAGCAGCACCUUUCCCCUAGCAGGGUCCAAAGAAUAAAUAAGCCACAUGGGUCAGAUUCAGCACCUGUGACUUUCUUGAUUUGAUCCCUGAGGAGGUCCCUGGAGACAAGAGAGAAAUGUUCCUCCUUUGUUAAAUCCUGGUGGAGACUUAGUUGUGGUCUGUGGCCUCAUGGUAACCCAUUCUUCAAGCAUAACAGAAUUCAUCAAACUGUUGUAUUGGUUACUUUGGGGCUGCUAAAACAAAAUAUCUGACAACAGCAACAUAAAGGAAAGAUGUUCCAGGUUCUGUUGACUCCUCAUGGAAGAUCUUACCCUUUGGGGGGAGUGGAUG
Myodes glareolus (Bank vole) is the source of this 23450-nucleotide messenger RNA. The record is from RefSeq and is a predicted model, not a curated record. Lineage: Eukaryota; Metazoa; Chordata; Mammalia; Rodentia; Cricetidae.